Molecule: messenger RNA, 480 nt
Organism: Funneliformis geosporum
Lineage: Eukaryota; Fungi; Glomeromycota; Glomeromycetes; Glomerales; Glomeraceae
Source: the annotation of a GenBank genome assembly
AUGGUUUUUAUACUAUUAUAUUGUAGGCUGGGAAGUUGUGGUGGUGGUUAUGGUGAUGAUGGACAAAUGUUAUUUGGCUCAGAAAUUGGCAAACCAUAUGUAUCAAUAUUGAUGACCGGAGAUACCAUCGGAUGUUGUUUAAAUAUUAGAAAUGAUCAAUUUUGUCGCAGUCAAAGAUCGAACCUUUCAAUUACACUGGAAAUUUUAUAUGGUUGUUUAAAUGAAAUUAACGUCGAAAAUCCAAAUAUGGCCAUUUUACAAGUUUUAGAUCAAGUAAUUAAUCGAAAACUCUCGGAAACUCGCGUUAAAACUGACAAAGUUAUUGAUGCGAUAUUUGACAAAAGGUUCACCUGUCACGUAAAUACCGAGCAUGUAGAUCAUAAGUCGUACCGGAUCGCGAUUUCCGAAAUCUUUGAUCCCCAUAAAGCCUGCAAUGAAAAAGGUGUGUGGACAAAAGAUCAACAUUAUGAAGCUAGUUAA